AUGAGCAUGAGGUGGUUCUUGAGCACGCGCACGCUCACCCGCAUAUCGAAUGUUAAUGGUAGGGUAUUGUCUUCUGUCUCCUCUGGUUACAGAUCCUGUUCAGCUGCUGACGCCUCCGAACCAUAUUUAUUUCACCCGCCGAGAGCUCGUCACGCCUCAUCUCUCGUCGAUGGUCCGAAAAGCCCUAGUUUUGACAAAUCGUUCGGUGGGUUUGGUCACACUUCGCAGCAAGCGAAUCUGGGUGGCUCGUCGAAAGAUUCGGAAGCCGAAUCAGAGAAUGAUGCCACCAUGAAUGAGUUCCUAUCUCGAUUCGUCUGGGUUAUGCGUAAAAAACUCGUCGAAGCUUAUCCUGGGUGUGACAAGGCCACGGUUGAUGGUAUGCUGGUGGUUAUUGUGGAGAGUGUUGUAUCAGAGAUGGAAAAGGGUGGCCUCGGGAAAAUGGCAGGGCCUGCUGCGUCAAUGCCCUCGGACGAUUUCAGUGAGGAUUUGUGGAGAACGGUGUGGGAAGUUAGCAAUGUGGUUCUGCAAGACAUGGAGAAAGAGAAGAAGAAAGAGAAAAUGAAGAGUUUUCUUCAGUCGGAGGAGGUCAAGGAGAUGUACAGGUUUGCUGGUGAAGUGGGCAUCCGUGGGGAUAUGCUGAGGGAGCUUAGGUUCAAGUGGGCCCGCGAAAAAAUGGAGGAAAGCGAGUUUUACCAGAGCUUGGAACAACUCCGGACUGAAGAAUCACUAGCUGAAUCCCAGGAAACAAACGAAUCGAGACAAGAAAAUUUUGGUGGAGAAGAGGCUAAUGAUGCUGCAGUUGAAGGAGAAAAGAAGACUGUCUCUCUUCCGAAAAGACAUGGGAAGAUUAAGUACAAGAUUUAUGGACUUGACUUAUCAGAUCCGAAAUGGGCUGAGGUGGCUGAUAAGAUUCAUGAGAGAGGUGAAAUUAUGUGGCCCAAGGGGCCAAAGCCAAUAUCUGGUAAGUGUAAGCUUGUUACCGACCAGAUUCUCAGUCUGCGAGAAGAGGAUGAUCCUGCUCCACUGUUAAGCGAAUGGAUAGGUCUUCUCCAGCCUAAUAGGGUCGACUGGAUUAAUAUUCUUGAGAAAUUGAAGGAUAAUAAUCCCAAUCUAUACUUUAAGAUUGCAGAACUUGUACUUGCUGAAGAGUCCUUCCAAGCUAACAUUCGUGACUUCACAAAGCUGAUUGAUGCUCUUGCUAAAGAAAAUCGCUUAGAUGAUGCUGAAAGGAUUUUAAAUAAGAUGAACAAAAACGGCAUUUUACCCGAUGUAAUCACGUUAACCGUCCUUGUCCACAUGUACUGCAAAUCAGGAAACCUUGAUCGAGCAAAAGAAGCAUUUGACAGCUUGAGGGCCCACGGAUUUCAGCCGGAUGAGAAGGCGUGCAAUUCUAUGAUCAUGGCCUAUGUAAAUGCCGGUCAACCAAAAUUGGGCGAGUCCUUGAUGAGACAACUGGAAACAAGGGAUAUGAGGCCCACAAAAGAGAUAUUCAUGGCCUUGAUCCGAUCCUAUGCUCAGGCUGGUGAUGUCAAUGGUGCCGAUCGAAUUUCAACCAGCAUGCAAUUUUCUGGAAUCAGUCCUGAUCUGGAAUCCUGCACAUUGCUGGUUGAGGCAUACGGACGCGCGGGAGACCCGGAACGCGCCAGGUAUAAUUUCAAUCAGAUAACAAAACUUGGACACAAGCCGGAUGACAGAUGUACGGCCAGCAUGAUAACUGCAUACAGCAAGAAGAAUCAACUGGAUAAAGCGUUGGACCUAUUAUUGGAGCUUGAGGGACAGGGCUUUGUGCCAGGGGUGGCUACUUAUACGGUUCUGGUUGACUGGUUUAGCAAGCUGAAGCUGUUUGAAGAAGCUGAGCAGAUUUUGGAUAAGAUUUCCCAACAGGGUGAGGCUCCACCAUUUAGGAUCCACAUAAGCCUCUGUGACAUGUACAUUAAGGCGGGAGCUGAGAAGAAGUUGCUUCAAGCUCUGGGCGUUCUUGAAUCAAAAAUUGACCAGUUGGAGCCAGAGGAUUUUGAAAGAAUUAUAGGUUCGCUCGUGGAUGGUGGUUUUGUGCAGGAUGCUCAGAGAAUACAUGGACUGAUGGAGGCUCGGGGGUUUGUGCCGUCCAAUCAACUGAAAAUAGCUCUGAUGGCGUCUCAAGCGGUGGGAAAGAGUAGUAAGAGGAACAAGUUCUCACUUGGGAGGGAGAAAUGA
Molecule: messenger RNA, 2196 nt
Organism: Striga hermonthica
Lineage: Eukaryota; Viridiplantae; Streptophyta; Magnoliopsida; Lamiales; Orobanchaceae
Source: the annotation of a GenBank genome assembly